AUGGCCCCAGGAGUAGUAGAUACGGUGGUUGGCAAACCAAGUCCUCGAGAGCUCGAAGACUUGUGUGAUGAGAUCGAUGCGGUCAACGCCUAUCAAACUAAAGAUCGCGACAUUUACCAGCUUCCUCAAUUCGAUAAGGACAAGGAUAAAUCCCAAUUCAGACGAUACAAUGAAGCCCGUGCCCGAGUUAAGGAGUUCUACCUCGAGCAGCAUACGAAGCAAACUGUCGCGUUCAACCUCAAAGCCAGGAAUGAGUUUCGGUCAAAGGUUCGAGCCAGACUCACUGUUUGGGAAGCAAUAGAGAAGCUCAACAGCCUCGUUGACGACUCGGACCCAGACACAGAGCUCUCCCAGAUCCAGCACUUGCUCCAGUCUGCGGAAGCAAUUCGACGUGAUGGGAAACCACGAUGGAUGCAGCUCAUAGGCCUUAUCCAUGAUCUCGGAAAGCUACUUUACUUCUUCGGCGCUGAAGGCCAAUGGGAUGUGGUUGGAGAUACGUUUCCGGUGGGAUGUGCCUUUGAUGAUCGGAUCAUCUAUGGAUCUGAGUCGUUCGAGAAGAAUGAGGACUAUGGACAUGAGAUAUACGGCACCAAAUUCGGCAUAUACUACCCGGGUAUUGGGCUGGACAAUGUGAUGCUUUCGUGGGGUCAUGACGAGUAUCUUUAUCAUGUGGUGAAGGAUCAAUCCACCCUUCCAGGGGAGGCGCUGGCGAUGAUCCGCUAUCAUUCCUUUUAUCCGUGGCACGCGGCUGGUGCAUACACGGAGUUGAUGAACGAACAUGACAAGGAUAUGCUAGCAGCUGUUCGAGCGUUCAAUCCUUAUGAUUUGUACAGCAAGAGCGACGAUAUCCCAAAUGUCGAAGAACUCAAGCCUUAUUACCUCGAGCUUAUCGAUGAAUACUUCCCUCAGAAAGUUCUCGAUUGGUAA
Coccidioides posadasii C735 delta SOWgp is the source of this 927-nucleotide messenger RNA. RefSeq lists its product as uncharacterized. Gene Ontology annotation, cellular component: cytoplasm. The record is from RefSeq and is a predicted model, not a curated record. Gene Ontology annotation, molecular function: iron ion binding; inositol oxygenase activity. Gene Ontology annotation, biological process: inositol catabolic process. NCBI's taxonomy places the organism in Eukaryota, Fungi, Ascomycota, Eurotiomycetes, Onygenales, Onygenaceae.